Molecule: messenger RNA, 399 nt
Organism: Ostertagia ostertagi
Lineage: Eukaryota; Metazoa; Nematoda; Chromadorea; Rhabditida; Trichostrongylidae
Source: the annotation of a GenBank genome assembly
AUGAGAGAGUCUCCGAGUUCAUCCAUGGAUCAACGAUCAGUGUUGUAUGAGGAAGAAAUCAAGCUGUCAAUGCUACGACAACAGUUGGCACUUGAAGAAUUAAAGUUGCUGGUGAUUAAAAACGAUCUUGCUCGAGCUCAACUAGAAAGGGAAACGAUAGCCACAGAACGAGAACGCUUUGAACUGGAACGAGCCAAGCAUGAACAAUAUGCGGAAGAGCUGAAACUAUUCUCAUUACAACAAGACCUGGCUCGAGCUCAGCUGGAAAAAGAGAUGAUUGCAUUGGAACGUGAACGACUUAAAUUGGAGAGGGAGAAAAAGGUGAGAGACCUUAAGACUGCGCAUGAUUUCAAGUCAGGGGAAAAAUGGAAAGAUCACUCUGUGUUCAAAGAUUUAUAG